This is a messenger RNA of Schistocerca cancellata (South American locust), 7174 nucleotides long. RefSeq names its product sodium channel protein 60E-like. Lineage: Eukaryota; Metazoa; Arthropoda; Insecta; Orthoptera; Acrididae. Gene Ontology annotation, molecular function: voltage-gated sodium channel activity. The record is from RefSeq and is a predicted model, not a curated record. Bases 160 to 6579 code for a protein of 2139 amino acids. Gene Ontology annotation, cellular component: plasma membrane; voltage-gated sodium channel complex. The transcript has 31 exons. Gene Ontology annotation, biological process: neuronal action potential; sodium ion transmembrane transport; membrane depolarization during action potential.
UUUUUGUUUCAGACGUUUUGCGUGGUCUCCAAGAGGUUCCGCAAGAACUACAUCCACCGCUUCACGGCGACGAACUCGUUCUUCAUCUUCUCGCCGUGGAACUCGUUCCGGCGCACGUGUAUAUUCCUCUCCACGAACCAGUACUUCGACUACGUGGUGAUGGCCACCAUCUUGCUCAACUGUGUCUUCCUUGCCAUGACCGAGACCGUAGAGGAGGCCGAAUAUAUAUUCCUCGCGAUCUACACGGCGGAGAUGAUCAUCAAGUCCAUAGCGAAGGGCUUCAUCCUGAACAAAUACACGUACCUGAGGAACCCGUGGAACUGGCUCGACUUCGUGGUCAUCACGUCGGGCUACGCCACCAUCGGCAUGGAGGUGGGCAACCUGGCCGGCCUGCGGACCUUCCGCGUGCUGCGGGCGCUCAAGACCGUCUCCAUCAUGCCAGGCCUGAAGACUAUCAUCAACGCCCUCCUCCACUCGUUCAGGCAAUUGGCGGAAGUCAUGACGCUGACGAUCUUCUGCCUGAUGGUGUUUGCCCUGUUCGCGCUGCAGGUGUACAUGGGAGAGCUGAGGAACAAGUGCGUCAGCCGCAUGAACACCACCAACGUCACGCACGCCGAGUUCAAAGAGUGGAUAAGAAACGAGGACAACUGGUUGUACAACGAAGAGGACGAUCCUGUCAUAUGUGGCAACACGACUGGUGCGAGGCACUGUCCGGCAGGAUACUUCUGUGUUCAAGUCGGCGAAAACCCUAACCAUGGUUACACGAGUUUCGACAACUUCCUCUGGUCCAUGCUCACAACAUUUCAGCUCAUUACACUGGACUAUUGGGAGAAUGUAUAUAAUAUGGUACUCGCGUCCAGUGGGCCAAUCAGCGUUGUGUUUUUUACGGUAGUUGUAUUUUUCGGUUCUUUUUACUUGAUCAACCUAAUGUUGGCUGUGGUAGCGUUAAGUUACGAAGAGGAAGCGGAAAUCACUCAGGAGGAGAGGCGAAAAGACUUGACGGAUCACAGGGACGACUCGACGUUCAGCUUCGACCCAACCAAAAUCAACGUGAAGCAGCUGGAGAAGCACAAGACGAAGCGCAUCGACUCCCGCAAGGGUGUGCUGCUGGCGUCGUACGGCCGCAAGAAGACGCGCCGGAGGAAACGGGGGACGAGGUCCGGGGGCGGCGGCGGGGGCGGCGACAGCGCGCGCGGCCGCAGCAGGUCGGCCACCCCCAGCCCGCGCCGCGACCAGCGCCCGCCGCCCCCUGCCGGCCCCCAGAAGGAGGCGGCCGCCCCCCAGCUGAGCCCGCCCGUCACCAGCCCGGAGCCCGUCCGUCCCGCCGACACCCCGCGCUCCGGAAACACCCUCGGUCCUCCUCUCAGAGCUCAACUACAUGCAAGUAGACAUCCUAGCAGUAACAACAGUGAUAGUAACAAUCGAGAAUCAUCAUUAGAUGAUUCAGGGGUAGUUGAUGACCAUGAAGAGGAUGUUACAUCUGAAGAUGUUGCUCAGAUGCCAAAUGUUACACAACGAGCCGAACCGGUGACAAUUUCUUUGAGCCCAAAAGAAGUUAGAGUGAUAAAAUGUAAUGGUGUCAGCCCAGGCCAUGGCCCAAGGAAUCACCUGUAUACACUUCCGCCAGAUUACCUCUCACACAUCGUGGUUCUUGAUGACCUGCCUGACAGAAACUGUGAUAAGUGCACUCAGUGUUGUAUAGACUAUGAUGGGUGGCUGCGCUUCCAGAGUGGACUGUACAAAGUAGUACGGGAUCCACUGUUUGAGCUUCUCAUUACUCUGUGCAUCGUUCUGAACACCAUGUUCCUCGCUAUGGAACAUCAUGGUAUGAGUGAGUCUGUUCGACAGGCCCUGGACAUAGGCAAUAAAGUCUUCACUUCAAUUUUUACGUUGGAAUGCUUCCUUAAACUGCUAGCACUUAGCAAGGAAUUUUUUGCUUGUGGAUGGAAUAUUUUUGAUCUUAUCAUCGUCACAGCAAGUUUACUGGAUCUUGCUUUUGAGCUGGUAGAUGGACUGUCGGUCUUGAGAGGUCUGAGGCUGUUACGGGUACUAAAACUUGCACAGUCAUGGACAACUAUGAAGGUGCUACUGAGCAUUAUUAUAUCAACCAUUGGUGCUCUAGGAAACUUAACAUUUGUGUUAGUGAUUGUAAUAUACAUUUUUGCUGUUAUUGGUAUGCAACUUUUUGCCAAAGACUAUACAAAGGAGAGAUUUCAUCCAGAUCCUGUGCCAAGAUGGAACUUCACAGAUUUCUUCCAUUCUUUUAUGAUGAUAUUUAGAAUUUUAUGUGGAGAAUGGAUUGAGCCACUGUGGGACUGCAUGAGAGCAGAGAGUGAGGAGGGACCUGAAACUUGCUUUGCAAUUUUUCUUCCAGCACUUGUUAUGGGCAAUUUUAUGGUGCUGAACCUCUUCUUGGCUUUGUUGCUCAAUAGUUUUAAUUCAGAGGAGCUAAAAUCAAAGAAAGAGUUUCUACAUUUGAUAGUUAGUGAGGAGAUUGGAGAAGAGUCAAAACUGGUGAGAAGUUUUGAACGCAUUAGAUCUAUUGUAAGGAAGAAAAGACAGGCACGAGAAAAGACUGACAAUGAACAAAACAUGCGACUGGAGCAAAUGGUACGAGAAGUUAUGACAAGGCAUGCAGCUGAAAAAAGAAAUCCAUCCAGUGUUCGUGAAACGAUUAUAAGCAUUCCAGAAAAGAAGCAACCUCUAACAACUGAAUGUUCAGCAAGCCUGCCUUCAGAUGUCAGUGAUUCAAGAACGUCCAAAGAUGCAGAAAAUCAGGAGAAAAGUGUCAUCACUAAAGAAAUUAAAAAUUCUCCAUGUAUCACUAAUAGACACUCUGUAAACAUUCCUGCUAUCUCUCCAAAGCCAACAACUGAGAAAUAUCAUUCAAUGAGCAUGCAAGAUUCUUUAAACAAACAUGCAGAAGAGAAGCGAUAUUCACUAGUACUUCAGAAAGCUGUUGACCUUGAAGACACAGAGAUUGAGGACCUGAUCAACAACUCUGAAUCCAGGCUGCAGCAUCAAGAGACAGCAGUGCUGGAGACAGUCCAAGAGGCAUCUGAUACUCCAAAACACACUGUCCACAAACAGCUCUCUCUUGCAACUAACCAAACAAGUAGCAAAGAUGAGUCAAAUGCAGAGGAGAGCAUAGAGCUAGAAGUUCUUAAUAAAGGUCCAGGAGAAUUAGAGACAAUGUUGCCAACAGCUGGAGAGAAAGGUGAUGAUAAAACUGCCUCACACCCUUGGCAUGCUCUAGUUUCUUAUGUAGAUGAACUUACAGUUGGUGGGAGGCGAGAUUCUCAGGGGCGCUACAUUGAUGGCAUGGGCAGCUUUCCGGGGUUCGGCCGAAACAAGAUCAUGAAGGUUCCACAAGAAUGCUUCCCUCAACAUUGCUAUCAACGGUGUGCGUGCUGUGAUCAGUGUCUUGAAACAAAAAUUGGCAAGAAGUGGAUGGAAAUUCGUACACAGGUUCUUUCAGUUGUGGAUACACCAAUGUUUGAGUGGUUUAUUUUAGUGCUUAUUUUUGCAUCAAGUAUAACAUUGUGCUUUGAGGACAUUUACCUCGAUGAGAAUGUAAUGCUACAAAAAAUUCUUUAUUGGACAAAUUUAGGAUUUUGUGCUUUGUUUAGUGUAGAAAUGAUGCUCAAAUGGAUUGCACUUGGAUUCUGGAAAUACUUCACAAGUUUCUGGACAAUUCUUGAUUUUAUUAUUGUUUUUGUAUCAAUAUUUAGUUUACUAAUAGAGGAAAAUGAAAAUCUGAAAGUUCUGCGGUCUUUGAGAACUCUUCGUGCCUUGAGACCUCUGAGGGCAAUUUCAAGAUGGCAGGGAAUGAGGAUUGUCGUGAAUGCACUCAUGUAUGCCAUUCCUUCCAUUUUCAAUGUACUUCUUGUGUGUCUUGUCUUCUGGCUUAUAUUUUCAAUCAUGGGUGUGCAGUUUUUUGGGGGCAAAUUCUUCAAAUGCCUUGAUGAGAAAGGAGAUCUUCUUCCUGUGGAGGAGGUGAAUGAUAUGCAAACUUGUUUAUACAAGAAUUACACAUGGGUUAAUUCUAAAAUAACUUUUGAUAAUGUUGGGAAUGCCUAUCUUGCACUAUUUCAAGUGGCAACUUUUGAAGGAUGGAUGGAGGUAAUGGCUGAUGCUGUUGAUGCAAGAGGUGUUGAUCUUCAGCCACAGAGAGAAGCUAACUUAUAUGCAUAUCUUUAUUUUGUAAUUUUCAUAGUCUGUGGAUCAUUCUUCACACUUAAUCUCUUCAUUGGAGUCAUAAUAGACAAUUUCAACAUGCUCAAGAAAAAGUAUGAAGGUGGUGUUCUUGAAAUGUUUCUCACUGAAAGUCAGAAGCACUACUAUACAGCCAUGAAAAAAUUAGGCAGGAAGAAACCACAGAAGGUGAUUAAGCGACCAAUGAAUCAGUUCCUAGCGAUGUUCUAUGACCUGUCAAAUUCUAGAAGGUUUGAAAUAGCGAUAUUUGUUCUAAUUUUUUUAAACAUGCUAACAAUGGGUAUUGAGCAUUACAAUCAGCCACACGCUAUAUUUUUUGUACUAGAAGUUAGUAACGCCUUUUUCACUACUGUUUUUGGACUUGAAGCAAUUGUGAAAAUAAUAGGUCUGCGCUACCAUUACUUCACCGUUCCAUGGAAUCUGUUUGAUUUUUUACUUGUAGUAGCAUCUAUUCUUGGCAUUCUCAUGGAGGAUAUCAUGAUUGAUUUUCCUGUUUCACCAACACUAUUAAGAGUUGUAAGGGUUUUUCGUAUUGGCAGGAUACUUAGGCUCAUCAAGGCAGCUAAAGGAAUACGGAAACUACUGUUUGCAUUAGUGGUUUCACUGCCAGCUCUCUUCAACAUAGGAGCUCUCUUGGCAUUGAUUACAUUUAUUUAUGCUAUUAUUGGUAUGUCUGUGUUUGGACAUGUUAAACAGACUGGUGCCUUAGAUGAUAUGGUUAAUUUUGAAACUUUUGGGAGAAGCAUGCAGCUCCUUUUCAGGUUAAUGACUUCAGCUGGUUGGAAUGAUGUUCUCGAAUCCUUGAUGAUUCAGCCACCAGAUUGUGAUAUAAACUUUAACAAUCAACCAAAUGGAAACUGUGGCUCUCCACUUCUUGCAAUAACAUACUUUACAAGCUUUAUUAUUAUUAGUUAUAUGAUUGUUAUUAACAUGUACAUUGCUAUUAUUCUGGAAAACUUCAACCAAGCUCAUCAAGAGGAGGAAAUUGGAAUUGUUGAAGAUGACCUAGAGAUGUUUUAUAUACGCUGGUCAAAGUAUGAUCCACAUGCAACACAGUUCAUUCGUUUUUCACAACUUUCAGACUUCAUUGCAAGUCUUGACCCACCACUGGGUAUACCUAAACCAAAUAUUGUGGCACUUGUCAGCUUUAAUCUUCCAAUCGCUCGAGGCAACAAGAUUCAUUGUUUAGAUAUUUUGCAUGCCUUAGUUAAAUAUGUUCUUGGACAUGUAGAAGAAACUGAAGAGUUUAAAAAGUUGCAAGAUCAGAUGGACAUAAAAUUCAAGAAACAGUUCCCCACAAGAAAGGAACUGGAGAUUGUGUCUUCUACGAGGAUAUGGAAACGACAGGAUAAAGCAGCCAGGACAAUCCAGAGGGCCUUUAGGGAAUAUGUAAGGUUAAAACGUGAGAGGGAGAGAGAACCCCUUGAUUUGGAGGACGAGAUGACUCAGACAUCAAGCCCCGGUGGCUGGCAGAGUCGCCUUUCAGCGUUCCUUCACGUUCACCGUGGAAGUCGUGCAUCGUCCAGAAAGUCCUCUCGAGCUUCUGAUGCCAGUGACUUAUCAGAGCUUGGAGGAGCAUGGCUCAAUCUCCCACUAUUAUUUUUAUCAAGUGCACAUCAAGUAGUGGCUGGUGGUGCUAGUGGAGUAUCAGCUGAUGAAUUAGCAGAAGCUGCAAAUGGGAAUGGUAAUGUAUGUAUAAUGGUUAGUGAACCUUCUCCUGAGACAGGACCAGUUGGUAUAGACACAACUACUGUCAGCGUGCCAGACACACAGUGUGCAAGUACUACAGUGGGCAAAAAGCCAAGUUCACAGGAAGACAGUGAUAGCACAAUCGCAGUGACCAGUUCCUUACCAGAAAGUGUUGUGUCUCCAGUGGAAACAAGGUUCACUGAAAUGAGGCCAAGUGACACCAAUGGUUGUGUUACAACCUCCUUCCCUGUGACUGAAAAAAAUAGUAACCAACGAGACAUGGAGUGCCAUAGAGACUCUGUCUUCUUUGAGAGAGGUUCUAUGUCAGACAUUGCAAACAUUCCUAAAGACAGGCAUCCACUAGGCCUUUUGCCAAGUGGUAAUGUCCUGUCUCUGUGUCCUUCAGAAGUGAAUGGUACUAAAGACUGUAGCUCAACAGCAAGGCCACUAUCUGACACUUCUGUAGAUCCGUUAGAGAAACACCCAACGAAACUCACAUCAGGAGGCUUGUCACUGCCACCGUGCAAACCAUCAAUAGCUGUUGACGAUCCUCUACCCAUUCCUCCUCCAAUAGAGAGGCGUCCUCUAAGAGGACGCUAUGUAGGUGAUGCUACAGUUGUUCAUGUUCUGGUUCACAGAGAAUCAGAAGAAGCCUCCGAAGAUAAGGGCAGCUGAUGAAUUCUUCAUUAAUGUGCUUCACUUUUGGUGUCCUUUCUGUGAAAAGAAGGAUGAACAAAAGGUUGCUUUAAGAAGGUAAACCCCGGCAGAUGUUAUGGGUCAUUCCAAAUGGUGGUGUAGCCUAUCUCCUAUACUGGUAAUUUCACACAUAUAAUAAUACUAGCCAUAGGUCCAUCAGAACAUGUAUUUGUUUUCUAUAUGUGUGGAAGGGGGAUUGGUUAUGAAGUUCCACUUGAAGGAAAUGAGGUUUUGUGUUACCAGCAUGCUGGUAUAAACAGAGCUAGUUGUUGCAAUUAAAAAUUAUAUCUAGAAAAUCACAUCUGUAAAUGAGGACCAAGGUAGAAAUAAAAGAUAGAGAAUCAGACAGGUUACUAAGUCUACCUGUUAUGGUUAAUUUCCACAAGAAGUGAGUUGCAAAAAGUUGUUAUUUCUCUCUAUGAGACUUAUGAUUCCAUUAUAAUGGAAGAAUAGGUUAUAUGCAACUGAGAAGUUCCAGUGUGGAUAGGGGCCUUCAAAUAAAUACAUUUUGUACGUGGUAGUUUAGCGGUUGUAGAUAAAGUUUUGUAUCAUGAAAAACGAAGUUGGAAAGAGC